Molecule: messenger RNA, 1818 nt
Organism: Corylus avellana
Lineage: Eukaryota; Viridiplantae; Streptophyta; Magnoliopsida; Fagales; Betulaceae
Product: lysine histidine transporter 1
Source: RefSeq, a predicted model, not a curated record
CAACGUCUUUAAAUACAAAUGCCCAUUUCGAUAGUUUGCAAGUUCUCUGCUUCUUGCAUUUGCUUCAUCUUCCUCCCCUUUUGCCGUUUCUCCUUGUCUGGAUUUCUGAGAUUCAGUCCCUGCACGUAGCCAUGGGAACUCAAGCUCCGACUGACAAGAACUCAUAUGACCGCGCUGAUAUUGAUGAGAAAUUAGCUAAGCAGAAGGCAAUCGAUGAAUGGCUUCCGAUUACUUCUUCCAGGAAUGCAAAAUGGUGGUAUUCAGCGUUCCACAAUGUCACUGCCAUGGUUGGGGCUGGUGUCCUCAGUCUCCCUUUCGCCAUGUCAGAGCUCGGAUGGGGUCCUGGUGUAGUCAUUCUGAUAAUGUCAUGGUUAAUCACUCUGUACACUCUAUGGCAAAUGGUUCAAAUGCAUGAAAUGGUUCCUGGGAAACGGUUUGAUAGGUACCAUGAGCUGGGCCAAUAUGCCUUUGGUGAAAAGCUCGGCCUUUGGAUUGUGGUACCCCAGCAGCUCAUUUGCGAAGUAGGCGUGGACAUUGUGUAUAUGGUCACUGGAGGAAAAUCGCUGCAGAAGUUCCAUAAUAGUGUCUGUCCAGAUUGUAAAAACAUCAAAUUAACAUUUUUCAUUAUGAUCUUUGCCUCCGUUCACUUUGUGCUCUCCCCCCUCCCCAACUUCAACUCCAUCUCCGGCGUCUCUUUGGCCGCAGCAGUCAUGUCCUUAAGUUACUCUACCAUUGCUUGGGGGGCUUCUGUUGACAAAGGCGUUCAGCAAGAUGUGGAAUACGGCUACAAAUCCAAGUCUACUUCCGGAACAGUCUUCAACUUCUUGAGUGCCUUGGGGGAUGUGGCUUUUGCCUAUGCUGGGCACAAUGUGGUGUUAGAGAUCCAGGCAACAAUUCCAUCUACACCAGAAAAGCCGUCGAAAGGUCCUAUGUGGAAAGGAGUCCUUGUUGCCUAUAUAGUUGUGGCUCUGUGCUAUUUCCCUGUUGCUUUGAUCGGUUUUUGGAUGUUUGGAAAUUCAGUACAAGAUAAUAUUCUCAUCUCAUUGGAGAAGCCUAGGUGGCUUAUCGCAAUGGCUAACAUGUUUGUUGUCAUCCAUGUUAUUGGAAGCUAUCAGAUAUAUGCAAUGCCAGUGUUUGACAUGAUAGAAACUCUAUUGGUAAAGAAAUUACAUUUCAAGCCGAGUAUGGCUCUUCGUUUCAUUUCACGCAAUGUCUAUGUGGCAUUCACCAUGUUCGUUGCCAUUACCUUCCCUUUCUUUAGUGCUCUUCUUGGAUUUUUUGGAGGAUUGGCUUUUGCCCCAACUACAUACUUCCUCCCUUGCAUCAUGUGGCUCUCCAUCUACAAACCAAGGAAGUUCGGCUUAUCUUGGUGGACUAACUGGAUAUGCAUCGUACUCGGUGUUCUGUUGAUGGUUUUAGCACCAAUUGGAGGAUUGAGGAAUAUCAUAGUUCAAGCCAAGACUUAUAAAUUUUACAAUUAAGUCAUGCAUCCUCCUAUUCCAAACAAGUAAACUGAGUCACUGCAACUGCAAUCUUAUGGAUACAAGGGUAGCCAUUUAUGCUGCUGAUGAUCUCUUUAGAAAGUGGAGCAUUGAUACACUGCUUUGUCUGUGGAGAAGGAAAUUUGGCUUGAUGGAACCAGCCUCAAAGGGAAAUUCUUAUAGGCUCACUGUUUUCUUUGUGAUUUUGCUUUGUAUGGGUAUAUGUAUCAUCCUUCUUGUUGUGACUUUUUUUGCUUUUAUGAAGUGGGUAUAGGUGUUACAUGUUUAUUAAAUGCAAUUAUAUAUAAGAACGACUUUGAGCAUAUUGUUCUUGGCU